AUGGAAAACUACACCUACAACAGCUUCUCACUUCAGGUGGAGGGGUUAAAGGUUACAGAGCAAUCAGUGUACCCUGUUUUUAUAUUUCUUCUUGUAUCCUAUCUUUUUAUCAUGUUUGCCAAUGUUGGAAUGGUGGUGUUAGUCUGCAUUGAAAAGAGUCUUCACAAUCCUAUGUAUCUUCUUUUCUGUAAUCUGACAUUCAACGACAUCCUAGGUAACUCCAUCAUGGUGCCAAGGCUUCUUGCAGACAUUCUGGUGCCUCCUUCUGAACGCAUAAUUAGCUACUACGAGUGUGUGGUCCAAGCCUUUACCACACAUAUGUUUGCCACAGCCUCUCACACAGUUCUGAUGAUUGGGCUGACCAUCAGACUGAACAGAUGCAGAACCAUGAUCACAAAUCCUUACUGUGACAAUGCCUCACUGUUUAAACUAUCCUGUGAGAGCGUUUUCAUUAACAAUCUAUAUGGACUGUCAUUUACUGUGGUGCUCUUGUCAUCUUCUAUAGGCAGUAUGGUCCUUACUUAUACAAAGAUUACAGCAGUAUGUCUGACUAGUAAGAACAAAGCUUUGAACAGUAAAGCUCUUAAGACUUGCAGCACUCAUCUCUUUGUAUACCUCAUCAUGCUUUUAAGUGGUUUCUUGAUUAUUCUAAUGCAUCGCUUCCCUCAGUAUUCAGACUAUAGAAAACUUUGUGCAAUUCUAAUUCACAUCAUCCCUUCAAGCCUGAACCCCAUCAUCUAUGGAAUACAGUCCAAAGAGAUCCGUGUAUUCUUGUCAAACCAGUUCCACACCAGAAAGGUUUUUCAAUAA
This is a messenger RNA of Gadus chalcogrammus (walleye pollock), 810 nucleotides long. Its product is annotated as olfactory receptor 146-like. NCBI's taxonomy places the organism in Eukaryota, Metazoa, Chordata, Actinopteri, Gadiformes, Gadidae. Gene Ontology annotation, biological process: G protein-coupled receptor signaling pathway. Gene Ontology annotation, molecular function: olfactory receptor activity. The record is from RefSeq and is a predicted model, not a curated record. The transcript has 2 exons. Bases 1 to 810 code for a protein of 269 amino acids. Gene Ontology annotation, cellular component: membrane.